This is a messenger RNA of Drosophila subobscura, 844 nucleotides long. RefSeq names its product trypsin alpha-3 (gene Ser8). Bases 35 to 814 code for a protein of 259 amino acids. The record is from RefSeq and is a predicted model, not a curated record. Gene Ontology annotation, biological process: proteolysis. The transcript has a single exon. Gene Ontology annotation, molecular function: serine-type endopeptidase activity. NCBI's taxonomy places the organism in Eukaryota, Metazoa, Arthropoda, Insecta, Diptera, Drosophilidae.
UUAGCCACCAAAAGCUAAAGAGACUCCCACAGAAAUGUUCUUUCAAAUCGCCACCCUGCUAGCCCUACUGGCCUCCUCCUAUGGAGCCGUGCUACCCAUGGGCCUGGAGCCACUGUCCCCGCUGAGUGGCAGGAUCGUGGGCGGAACGAAGACCACGAUUGCAGACCAUCCGUGGCAGGUGUCGCUGCAGCGGUCGGGCUCCCACUACUGCGGCGGAUCCAUCAUCAGCAACACCAUCAUUGUGACCGCCGCCCACUGCCUGCUGACCCCGAUCACGGCCUCCGUCCUCAAGGUGCGAGCGGGCAGCAGCUACAGGAGCCUGGGCGGCUCCCUCGUCCAGGUGGCCGCCUUCCGGGUGCACGAGGAAUACAGCACCAGCACGAAGAUGAACGACAUCGCAGUGGUUCGCCUGAAGACCAAGCUCACUCUCGGCUCCACCAUCAAGACCAUCCCGCUGGCCACCUCCGCGCCCGCCCAUGGAGCAGCGGCGAGCAUUUCCGGCUGGGGAACGACCUCGUUCUCUGGAUCCUCCUCCUCCCAGCUGCUGUACGCCGACACGCGCAUCGUCGGACGUGGCGAGUGCGCCAGCUCCAGCUAUGGCUAUGGAGGCACCGUUCGGGAGACAAUGAUUUGUGCGGCGGCCGCCAACAAGGAUGCCUGCCAGGGUGACUCGGGCGGACCGCUGGUAUCUGGGGGCCAGCUCGUGGGCGUCGUCUCCUGGGGCCGCCAGUGCGCCCUCGCCAAUUAUCCCGGAGUCUAUGCGGAUGUGGCGGCGCUCAGGCAAUGGCUGCUGGCAGCCCAAAAGACGGUCUAGUGCGGCAAUAAAAUCUCUUCUCAAAUGCAA